UCAUAAAAAUGUUCUCUCUCCUCAAACUCCAAACCUGUGUUCUGCAUCUCCUUCCUCUUCCUCCCGCAUUCUCCUCCUCUUAAAACCCUAACAACAGUAGCAGCAUCGUGUAGUUGUAGUUGUAGUUGUAUCUACCUCAGGGACGGGCCUGCUCACACCAGAGCAAUGCUCUCACGCUUCAUUGCAACUCAAUCUCGGCAACUCCGACACCUCUCAAUCACGCUCUCUCCUCAUUUCCACCCUUCUCCUUCUCCUAUUCUCUCUCCUCAAAUACCCAACUUUCAAUCGACCCAUUUCAUCACUCGUGGUUUCUCCAAUUUCCAGAAUGGGAACAACAAUGACGACAAUGGAAAUGGUGAAAAACCCAACAUACAUUUGUGGGAAAAUGAGCCAGAAACGAGUAAUUUGGAUGAUUUCUUCGGUACCCAUAAAGAGAAUUUGACUGGGGACAGAGAGGAAGUGAGGAGGGAAUCGAGGUUAUCUCAAGAACAAUCAUGGGUUGUUGAAGAAAGUGGGGAUGGAGGUGAUGGUGGUGUGUUUGAAGGAGGAGAGAAUGGUAUGGUUGGUGGUAGUGAUGAUUGUGGGGCAUCGAGGUCAACAGGGAAUCAGCAGACGUGGAAAUUGGAGGAGGAGGAGGAGAAAGUGGAGGAUCUGUUCAAUACUGGGGACUGUGGAGUAGGCGGGGAGGUAGGUAGUGGUGGUGGGACGGUGGAGGAGAGAGAAAUGGUGAGUGCUGCUGAGAAUUUAGAGCUUGAGAAGGAAGAACUAGCUCUCAUGGAUGUCCUCAAAUGUCCAAACCGUGCUUUUGGAGAUCUUGUCGCAGCAUCUGGAAUCACUGAUGCUAUGCUGGAUAGCUUGAUUGCCUUGAAGAAUUUUCAGGACAUUGAAGGACUCCCUCCUUUGACCCAAAUAGAAGAUGAGCGUUAUGAGAAGACUUUGAGAAAAUCAUCCAGAUAUGAAAUGGAGCUUCAGAAACAGGAAGAAGCUGCAAAGGCACGGGUCAGGCAAGUGGAUGAGAAGGGAAGAGCUUAUGGGACAGGAAGGAGAAAAUGUAGUAUAGCUAGAGUUUGGAUUCAACCUGGAGAGGGAAAUUUUUUGGUUAAUGACAAGAUGUUUGAUGUCUAUUUUCCGAUGCUAGAUCAUCGUGCAACUCUUCUUCGACCGUUUGCUGAGACAAAGACAACAGGUCUUUGGGACAUCAAAUGCACUGUGAAAGGAGGUGGUACCACAGGUCAAGUUGAUGCAAUCCGUUUAGGGAUCAGCAGGGCAUUGCAAUGUUGGGAACCUGGGCUGCGUCCUCCACUCAGAGAAGCUGGGUUUUUGACGAGAGAUCCAAGAGUGGUGGAACGGAAGAAGCCGGGUAAAGCAAAAGCAAGGAAGAGCUUCCAAUGGGUCAAGCGUUAGAAUGUGUGAUUUCGGAACACCCUCAAUUGUCAUGUUUGUUGUAGGGGGAUGUCUUACUCGAAUCUCCAUAAAUCAGAAGUAGUUACAUCAUUUUUUUUUUGCUGGAAACGCGAUUCAGGGAACUGUUGAUGCAGAAACAAGUUGUUGGAGGAUCUUUUCUCCUGAUCUAAAGCAGAACAUUAUAGUUUUUGGGGUUCCCCACAAAUUUUAUUUUUUGUUGGUAAGUUUGAUACAUUCAAUUGUAAUGCUCAACGCAGAAACUUUUUUGGCUCCCAUAAAACACGGCUGCAUCUUCAGCCGCUUCAUGUACACAAAAGCCGAAAGGCAAAAGGUGUGAAGCAGUUCCUGGUUUUGCUGAUGAAUAAUACUUCCAAUUCAGCUUCCC
Messenger RNA from Spinacia oleracea (spinach), 1789 nucleotides. Its product is annotated as 30S ribosomal protein S9, mitochondrial. Lineage: Eukaryota; Viridiplantae; Streptophyta; Magnoliopsida; Caryophyllales; Amaranthaceae. The coding region runs from base 166 to 1404 and encodes 412 amino acids. Gene Ontology annotation, cellular component: cytosolic small ribosomal subunit; ribosome. Gene Ontology annotation, biological process: translation. The record is from RefSeq and is a predicted model, not a curated record. The transcript is spliced from 4 exons. Gene Ontology annotation, molecular function: RNA binding; structural constituent of ribosome.